Molecule: messenger RNA, 1805 nt
Organism: Bursaphelenchus xylophilus (pine wood nematode)
Lineage: Eukaryota; Metazoa; Nematoda; Chromadorea; Rhabditida; Aphelenchoididae
Source: the annotation of a GenBank genome assembly
AUGCGUAUCUUACGUCGUUCUGAAGUUGUGCUCGCCCCGGACACGCGACGUUCCAUCUUUGCAGCCGUCGCCACCGCCAGUGCCCCGGCCUUGCGCUGGAUGGACUUUAUCACAUCGUUUGACAUUCGACUCGAGAAGGAUGUUUACUACGCGGGGGAGGCUGUAGUCGGGUGUGUGGUGCUUGAAAAUUCGGAACCCAUCAAAAUAAGAGGUGAGUCAUUAAUAAAGUAAUUUCAAAAAAGUAUUCAUUUUUCCCUGAUUAGUUUUAUAACAAAUCAUGAUCUGAUUUUAGGAGUACGCGUAUUUCUACGAGGUCGAGCCCGAGCUCAGUGGAAAGUCCUCAAAUCCGGGGAAAGUCGGACCCUCAAAGAUGAUCAAUAUCUAUUAGAUGAGAAGUAUGUAAUCUGGGGAAAAGGUAGGCCUUUCUCUUUAUCUCAUCUCUUUAGAUAAACACGAUGACCCUGAGGGCAUCCAGAUCCUUCCUCGCGGACUCCACCAAUUCAAUUUCACUUUCCAACUUCCCCAGAGUCAGCUUCCCUGUUCUCUGGAAACCAAAGCCGGUACCAUCAGAUAUUAUGUUAAAGUCAUCAUCGACAUUCCCUACGCAAGUUCCCCUCAGGGCAUCAAAUACUUCACUUUUGUGGGACCUCAUAUUGACUGUAUGGACGAGAAAUACCUGACUCCGUUAACUGGACAGGACCAUAAAGUUCGAUGUUUCCAAUGCUGUCGGAGAGGAAUGAUCGCCCUGAGGGUAACGUUGGAGAGGACGGCAUACUGUUGUGGGGAAAAUCUCAAACUCCGAGCGCAUAUCGAAAAUCAUCAAGACUUUUCAAUCACACUCUGCACACGGCUGUAUCAAGUAAGUGUUGUCGUAGCUAUGUAAUAUCCUUUUAUCAUAUUUCAUAUGAAAUAAUUUCAAAUCCUAUUUAGCACGUAGAAUACAGGAUAGAGCGAGGCACCAGUGAAGUGAAGAGUGUGGUGAGCAUGGUGCUAGAACACCGAUCGCCAGCCAUUGCCGAGAAUUCGAGGGUCAAGUUCGAUUCCUCCGAUGCUCAACCCAUUAAACUGCCGAUUGUUCCGCCCACUAUGGUCGGGGUUUGUCGACUCAUACAGGUCUAUUAUGUGCUAAAGGUAAGAAGAAUAUCAUUAAUUUUUUUAAAUUAUUUUGCUUGAAAACAAAAAAUAUUACUUUAGGUUUGCAUCGAAGAUGAGCGCAAAAAUGAAUCCUUGGAAAUGGAUUUCCCGAUUACUGUGGCGACAGUCCCUUACCGAGCAAAUCAAACCCAAGUAUAUUCGGUGACAUACGGUAGGAUUACAGUAACUUCAUCAAAAAGAUCAAAAUCAAUGUCACCUAAAAUAACAUCUUUGCAGAUUUCUGUGUGGAUUACAUCGAAACGGGCAAGUACAUCUCCACAGAGUUUAGAUUAGGCCAUGUGUAUGAUGGGGACAACGGGACAUCGGAAGAAGUGGAGGACAUUAUUCUUUACCGGCCGGUUUAUGUUACCGUAGCUCACAAAGCUCGUAUGGACAAAUUAUUGGUAAGACGAAUGCUCCAAAAAAAUUUCAGGAGCAUUUUCACGGUUGUUUUUAUUGUCUUACAAUAAAUAAUUUUCCAGGAUUCUCGACUUUCGGAUUCCCCUCAAUCAAUUCGAGAAUUGCCCAAAGAUGAGACCACUAAAGAGCUCCCAAUUACAACACAAUCAGUCGAUCAGAUCGCUGAGAAUAUUAUCCAGCCUGCCAAUGGAGAUCUCAGCCCACGGGGCACUCUCGAAGAUAGUAGCAACGAGGUCAUUCAACUCUAUUAA